AUGCUGCUUGGCCUCCUCCACCUCCUCCCGCUCGCCUCCUGUCACGGCCUCGCCGCGGCACACCGCCUCCGCGGCGGAGCAGCGCUCACGCUGCCGCCGCUCGUCGGGGCCUACCAGUCCGCGCUCGCGGCGGCGCCCAUCACGACAAACGUGCUGUCGGCCGCCAGCCUCUCGGUGCUCGCCGACGGGAUGGCGCAAGCCGUCGAGCGGCGCGGCUCGUGGGACGUCUCUCGUGCGGCGUGGAUCUCCGCCUGGGGCGCGAGCGUGAGCGGCUUGAUGCUCUUCUUUUGGUUCCGGCUCCUCGCUCGCCUCUUCCCGCUCGCGGCGAGCUCGACGGCGCAGCUCGUGGGCAAGGUCGCGCUCAACCAGGCGGUGAUGUCGCCGGGCUUGAACGCCGGCUUCUUCACCUUCGUCGUCCUCACCCGCGACAAGGCGCCUCCUCCAGCAGCCCUGACCUCCGCCACCUCUUGUCUCGUCACCACCCUCCUCGCCACCUAUG
Emiliania huxleyi CCMP1516 is the source of this 499-nucleotide messenger RNA. RefSeq lists its product as hypothetical. Gene Ontology annotation, cellular component: cytoplasm; membrane. The record is from RefSeq and is a predicted model, not a curated record. NCBI's taxonomy places the organism in Eukaryota, Haptophyta, Isochrysidales, Noelaerhabdaceae. The annotation marks the transcript as partial. The transcript has a single exon.